Messenger RNA from Chrysoperla carnea, 618 nucleotides. RefSeq lists its product as uncharacterized. The transcript has 3 exons. The coding region runs from base 1 to 606 and encodes 201 amino acids. The record is from RefSeq and is a predicted model, not a curated record. Gene Ontology annotation, cellular component: nucleus; cytoplasm. NCBI's taxonomy places the organism in Eukaryota, Metazoa, Arthropoda, Insecta, Neuroptera, Chrysopidae.
AUGGAAGUUGAGGAGAAAAUACAAAAACAUAUAAUUAAUUACUAUAAAUGUUUAGAAUUGCAUCAAAUUAAAUGGAAACAAACUGUUUGUGAAUUGAAACCAUUCAUUAAAGCUUUAAAAACUCAAAUCGAACAAUUUAUUGUAGUUGAUAGGUAUAACAUAGAAAAAACAGAAUUUGAAAAAUAUGAAUUUCUAAAAGAACGUCUUCAUUUAAAAAUUUAUAAAGGAAUCGAGGAAGAAUUUUCAUCUAUAUCAAAACUAAUAUCGAAUUUAAAUGUAAUAUGUCAUGAUUUACGAACGAAAACAACACAAUUGGAAAAUUUAACAGUGACUUUAGAUUGGACAAUCGAUUCAAAAAGUUUCUUAGUUCGUGGUUCAGCGUUACAACGUCCAUUAGGUGAAAUAUUAGAUUGGGCAUAUCGAAUAAUGACUUACUAUAAAGAUGUAAUGGCUGCUAUUUAUGAUACCUUUCAAAAAAUUAGUUAUUUAGAUGCGAAUUCGGUGCAAAAGUUUGAAGAAUGUUUUUAUGAAAAUCACGAAAUUGAGAAUUUAGUUGAGCAUGCGUUGCAAUAUUUACAAUUAUGUGAACAAGUUGUUGUUUCUUAAAAAAAAGAUUAA